AUGCGUGGCUACGGCAAGUGGUGCUCGAGUGUCUAUGCUGUAAAAGGCACAUCAAAGUAUGCAGGCACUGUCGCUACGGCUCAGGAUAUGCUUCAUUACAUCAAGCUUCGUGCGAAGAGCAAAGGUGAACCACCUGAAGAGGCAAAGCUGUGGUACUACGGCAUCAGUUACGGCACAGUUCUUGGAAGCACAUUUGCUAGCUUGUACCCCGACCGAAUCGAACGCAUGAUCAUCGACGGUGUCAUGAAUUUAGAAGACCACUUUAACGGCGGAUGGGAAAAGUCCAUUGUCGACAACGACGAAGCUUCACGAUAUUUCUUCAAGCGUUGCUUCGAAGCAAGUCCAAGGCUCUGCCAGUCCCACCAGAAUGCUACCAACUCUUCCUGUCAGCAUGCGACUUGA
Ascochyta rabiei is the source of this 402-nucleotide messenger RNA. RefSeq lists its product as uncharacterized. The record is from RefSeq and is a predicted model, not a curated record. The transcript has a single exon. NCBI's taxonomy places the organism in Eukaryota, Fungi, Ascomycota, Dothideomycetes, Pleosporales, Didymellaceae. Bases 1 to 402 code for a protein of 133 amino acids.